Anolis sagrei ordinatus is the source of this 2939-nucleotide messenger RNA. RefSeq names its product component of inhibitor of nuclear factor kappa B kinase complex (gene CHUK). Gene Ontology annotation, cellular component: cytoplasm; IkappaB kinase complex. NCBI's taxonomy places the organism in Eukaryota, Metazoa, Chordata, Lepidosauria, Squamata, Anolidae. The record is from RefSeq and is a predicted model, not a curated record. Gene Ontology annotation, molecular function: ATP binding; IkappaB kinase activity. Gene Ontology annotation, biological process: peptidyl-serine phosphorylation; tumor necrosis factor-mediated signaling pathway; positive regulation of transcription by RNA polymerase II.
GGGUCUGCCGGCGGGGCCGGGGCGCGGGGGCCCUCCGGGAAUGGCUGCCUGCGAGCCCUGGGAGGUGCGGGAGCGGCUCGGCACCGGCGGAUUCGGCAACGUCUCCCUCUACCAGCACCGGGAUUUAGGUACAAAGUUAGCAAUCAAGUCUUGUCGUCUGGAACUAAGUGUGAAAAACAAAGAUCGGUGGUGCCAUGAAAUCCAGAUCAUGAAGAAACUGAACCACCCCAAUAUUGUCAAAGCGUGUGAUGUGCCUGAAGAAAUGAAUUUCCUUGUUAAUGAUGUUCCACUGUUGGCAAUGGAAUAUUGCUCCAAGGGAGAUCUCAGGAAGCUGUUGAACUUGCCUGAAAAUUGCUGCGGUCUUAAAGAAAGCCAAAUACUUAACCUUCUUAGUGAUAUUGGAUCUGGUAUCCAGUACUUGCAUGAAAACAGAAUAAUACAUAGAGACCUUAAACCAGAAAAUAUAGUGCUUCAGGAUGAAGGUGGGAAGAUAGUUCACAAAAUAAUAGACCUGGGAUAUGCCAAGGACCUGGAUCAAGGAAGCCUAUGUACAUCUUUUGUUGGAACCUUGCAGUAUUUGGCACCAGAACUCUUUGAUAAUAAACCUUAUACAGCUUCUGUAGACUUCUGGAGCUUUGGCACUGUGGUCUUCGAGUGCAUUACAGGAUUUAGACCAUUUUUACAUAAUCAGCAGCCUUUUACCUGGCAUGACAAAAUCAAGAAGAAAGAUCCAAAAUGCAUCUUUGCAUGGGAAGAAAUGACCGGGGAAGUUAAAUUUAGUGCUCAUUUGCCAAAUCCCAACAGCCUGUGCAGUAUAAUUGUAGAACUAAUGGAGAAUUGGCUGCAGCUGAUGCUAAACUGGGAUCCACAACAGAGAGGGGGUGGUAGAGACCCAGAAACUGGAAACUUCAGGUGUUUCCAACUAAUGGAUCAUCUGUUGAGCCUAAAGAUAGUUCACAUCUUAAAUAUGACUUCUGCCAAGAUUUUGUCUUUUUCAUUACACCCUGAGGAAAGUCUUCAUUCGCUCCAGUCUCGUAUUGAAUCUGAGACUGGAAUAAACACAGGCAACCAAGACCUUCUCCUUGAAAUGGGAAUUUGUCUGGAUCCUCGGAAGCCAGCUUCUCAGUGUGUUAUUGAUGGCAUACGAGGCUGGGACAGCUACAUGGUUUAUCUGUUUGAUAAAAGCAAAACCAUAUAUGAAGGUCCUUUUGCUUCUAGGAGUCUUUCUGACUGCGUAAAUUACAUUGUACAGGAUAGCAAAAUUCAGUUGCCCAUAUUGCAGCUCCGUAAGAUAUGGGCUGAAGCUGUGUAUUAUGUUAUUGGGCUUAAAGAGGACUACAGCCGGUUGUUUCAAGGGCAGCGAGCUGCUAUGCUAAGUCUUCUUCGGUACAAUGCCAAUUUAACAAAAAUGAAAAACAACAUGGUAUCAGCAUCACAGCAACUUAGAGCAAAAUUGAAGUUUUUUCAGCAGAGCAUACACCUUGACCUGGAAAGGUAUAGUGAUCAGAUGACAUAUGGAAUAUCCUCAGAAAAAAUGCUGAAAGCCUGGAAAGAGAUGGAGGAAAAGGCCUUACUGUGUGAACAGGCUGGAGAUAUUGGUUAUYUAGAUGAACAAAUUAUGGCUUUGCACACCGAGAUUGUAGAGUUGCAGAGGAGUCCACAUGCACGGCGUCAAGGUGAUCUCAUGGAAAAUCUAGAACAAAGAGCUAUAGAACUCUACAAACAAUUAAAAAGAAGGCCCCCAGAUCAUUCUUACAGUGACAGCACAGAGAUGGUGAAGAUCAUUGUCCAGACAGUUCAGAGUCAGGACUGGGUGCUCAAGGAACUCUUCAGACACCUUAGCAAGUUAUUGGAUUGUAAACAGAAGAUCAUUGAUUUGCUUCCAAAGAUUGAAGUUGCCCUAAAUAACAUCAAGGAGGCUGACAACUCAGUGAUGCAGAUGCAAGGAAAAAGGCAAAAAGAAAUCUGGCAUUUGCUGAAAAUCGCUUGUACACAGAGUUCUGCUAAAUCUCCUGUUAGUUCCAAUGGAGAAGUUACAUCUUCAGUGCCAGCCUGUCUGUCACAGACCCCAUCAGGAAGUGUUCUUCAACCUCUUUCUUCUAUGGGAACCUCUAGAAAUCUGGUACCUUUUGCACAUUUAAUAGAAGAAAAUCUAAGCUACCUUCACAGCUUUAGCACUGUUAUACAAGAAGCAACACAUGGCCAGAGUAGCAGCUUGAAGAGUCUUGAUUGGAGCUGGCUAAAUUAGUUGCAUAUGCAAACAGUACAUCAAAAUGCACCUGAGUUCCAUGUGUGCAUUUGAUCCAUUCUGAAUUGACCAUCUGCUACUGUCUGAGCAUCUUACAGUUUGGACUGCAAUAUGUAUAAAGAAAGUACAGCUACUAAAAUUAUUCUUCUACAUUUCACUAAAUCCAGUCUCCUAAAAUCAAGAGUUUUGCACCCGCUUUAAGAUUACUCAAAUUGUAUUCCACUUUGCAAGGUCCUGAUUGCUAUAUUUUGUUCAGCCAAAAUACACUAUUUGCUCUCUAACUAAACAGGAACAUUCACAAGACCUGUCUUGGAAAAUGACUGGCCUUGCUCCUUACACUAAGAAAUGUGCCAUCCCUGUCAUAGGGCAUACAAUGGAAUAUAAUGAAAUCUACCAAAAAUAAGUUAUGCAUUAUAACAAGCAAAAAAAUUCCUUCAAAGAAAAUGGAAAGGACAAUCACUUUCCUAAAUACUUUAUUGUAGAUUUCACGAACACACUCACAUUUUUUUCUCUACUCUUCAGGUAAUGAUUGGUAAUCACUUGCCUUUGAACAUAAUGGGGAUAUUUUGUUAUAUGUUAUCUAGUUUUUAAAUGUGUUGAUUUUUAUACAUGAUAAUGUCUGACUUUACCCAAAACAGGGUGAGUAAUAAUUGUAUAUAUAAGAAAUACUUUAAUAAAAUAAAAAUAAUGA